Molecule: messenger RNA, 1778 nt
Organism: Seminavis robusta
Lineage: Eukaryota; Bacillariophyta; Bacillariophyceae; Naviculales; Naviculaceae
Source: the annotation of a GenBank genome assembly
UUGCAAAUUCGACUCCCACGCCUCAGCCUUUUUCACACGAUAGGCCACUGUCUCUGGUCAAAGCUCACAAAUCAAAUCGAACAACUAAAACAAACAGGCCAAAGAAAAACAUUCAAGGAAAGACCCGAACAAAACUCAUAACAAUGAACUUCAAAAUCCUUGCCUUCUCCGCUGCUGCCCUCAUUGGCAUGGUUUCGGCCCAGCCCGAGUUUCCUCAGUGUACUAUUGGUACCGAUACUAAUGCUUGUUCCACGCCGUUUGGCGAAGAUGGCUUCUUUGUCUGUCGCGUCCAAGAUGCGGCCAGCAGUCUUCGUCCAACUCUGGCCCCCGGUAUGGCAGGCAUGGGCCGUGGCCGUCGCGGCAGAGGUCCUCGUGGCUUGUCUCGCUCCAAGUGUGUUCCUUUGAACCCACCCGAGUUCGAUGGCCCAGGUGACAAUGGUCACAUUGACUUUCCACGUGUCGAGUGUGGCUGUUGCGACGAUGUUUGUCCCACUCCCGUGGAAUGUGGUUGUCCUUGUGACAUUGAGCUCCCUUACGGGGCAUCCAUGAAAGGUUCGAAGGCGACGAUUACCAAGCCUGAUGGAACGCAGAUCAACAAGUGUGUCCCUCCAGCCUACGCUGACGCGGACAAGGUCACCUGCAUUACGGAGUGCCCUGCUGAGGUUGAGACGCGUUUCCCCCUCUAAGCUCUUUAGACGUUGGAAUGUUGGAAUGUGCCUUGGAAAUUGUUGGUUCGCAGGUACCGUACGGUUGAGUAGGAGCGGAUCGUUAUGAUGUCAGGAUUCAGGAUGUGAGCCAAGGCAUGAAGAGCAAGGACGAAAAGAAAGAUAGCAAGACGAUUAAGAAGUACAGAACGCAAUGGUAUAGGUCUCGUAGGGUACCGGUGGGCACGCCAAUGCCUUCAAGAUCCACAGCUGCUCUAGCUGACCAGCACACCGAAGCCUACAACUACUAGUAUGAACCGCUCCUAGCUAGCUAGAUUCAAACGCUCCACGAUCGUACGACACGGCUACCACGUCGAUUGCUGCGCCACGGAUGAACUUGGGAAACUACAUGUAUGAAUGAUUGCUAUUAUGUUUGCGUCAAUCUGAACUUGAGAAAACAUGUCUACGUUGGUCAUUCUUUGGUUUUCUUUUCCCCCUUGGCUUUCUUGACCCGUUCUACCCACGUGGGGAAGAACUCAUGAAAACGUUGCAUAGCCUGGCGGACCGUUUCAAUGCCACCCGCAUAAGAUAUGCGAAAGCGUCGAUCUCCCAAGCUGGAAUCUGGAUCUUCAAAGUCGGUUCCUGGCGUCAUGGCCACGUACUUUUCUUGCAAUAGCAAAUCGCACAUUUUGACCGAACCAAGUCCCGGUGCUACGUUUUCUUUACCCAAGUCCACGUAGAUGUAGAAUCCCCCAUCCGCCGGUGCAAUGUUUGUGUCGUCAAUCUCUGCGAUGGAAGCAAGUUGGUCCAGAAUGAGUUGUCGACUGGUCCUAUAUUUGGUGACAUGUUUUUCGAGCUCUUCAAUGGUGUCGCCAUCCCAGCAUUUGAGAGCAGCCGUUUGCGAUAUUGUGGGUGCAUUGAUGAACAUGUUUUGCUGCAAACUGUUGAUUGGUUCGACGAGUUCUUCGGGGAUAACCAUCCAGCCCAGACGCCAUCCAGACACUGGCAAGCAAAAACGACAAGGGCAUUGAGUGUUACCGAAUGAAUGAAUGAAGCCAAUGCAUGGCCAGCAAAGGGCGCGUGCACUUGCGAUGGGUAGUUCGGUACUUACUGGAGUAAUAUUUGGAGAAUGAG